UUGGUGAGGAGGUUGAUGGAGGGGCUAGAGGCGGCGAAGGCGGACAGGGAGGUCCUCGAGUUGCAGUGUGAGCAAAAGUACCAUAGGUUGGAGCAGAGGGCGAGCAAGAGCCAGGAGGAGUUGGAGAAGUUGUUGGAGCAGAAGGAGGCGUUGCAGGAGCAGAAUGCGUCGUUGAGGUCGAGCAUGUUUCAGAUGCAGGGGGAGUUGUCGGAGUUGGUGAGGUCGAAGGGGUGUUUGGAGUUGGAGUGCGCGAGUUUGUCGAGUCAGGUGAGGGCGUUGGAGGUGGAGGUGAGGGACAGGUUGUCGAGGGAGGAGGGGGAGGGGAGGAGGGCGGGGGAGGAGAGGAGCAGGGUGGAGUUGUUGUCGAAGUUGACGGUGACGGCGAGGGAGUACGCGGAAUUGCAGAGGAGGUACGAGAGGCAGAGCGCGGAGAGGGUGUCGGAGAGGUUUGAGAGGGAGAGGUUGGAGGGGGAGGUGAAGUUGUUGAGGGAGGAGGUGGGUAGGUUGUCGGAGGAGUUGGAGAGGAGUAGGGAGAGGUUGGGGGCGUUGAGGGAGGAGAGUGGGGAGGUGCAGUUGGAGUUGAGGAGGAGGAUGGGGGAGGUGCAGGAGGAGAGUUGGAGGGUGCAGGUGAGGUGCAGGGGGUUGGAGGCGGAGGUGAGGGAGAAGGAGAGGAGUUUGAGCAGGGCGAGGGAGGAGUUGGAGCAGUACGAGAGGAGGGUGGCGAGUGAGAGGGGGGUGGGGGAGGAGGUGGCGAGGGAGAUGGAGAGCAUGUCGAGGUAUUACGAGGAGGGGAUGAGGGAGAUGGGGGAGUCGUUGAGGGCGUUGAGGGAGGAGGGGGAGGGGUGGGAGAGGAGGUUGAGGGAGGAGGAGGAGAAGAGGAGGGAGGAGGUGGGGGAGUUGAGGAGGGAGUUGGAGGAGAAGUCGGGGGAGGUGGAGAGGUGCAGGGGGGAGUUGGAGAGGUUGCAGUCGUAUUUGGAGUAUGGGAUGAGGGAGUGGGAGGGUUGGAUAGGGGAGGGGGAGGGGGAGAGGGGGGGGGAGGUGAGGUACGUGCAGUUGUCGUGGCCGCCGGUGGAGCAGUUGAGGAGCAGGGUGGAGAGCGUGUUGGAGGAGUUGGGGUUGGUGGAGUACGAGCAGAGGUACGAGGUGGCGUCGCACCAGUUGUGCGGACAGAGGGCGGAGAAUCGUCGGUUGGUGAGUUACUUCGAGGAGUUGGAGUUGGAGUUGGAGAGACAGGGGCCGAUAUUGGAGGAGAACAGGGAGAGGUACCAGGCGACGUACGAGGAGUUGGAGGAGGCGAGGGGGAAGUUGAGGGAGUUGAGGGAGAAGGUGAGGGAGCAGAGGGGGGUGAUAGAGGGGUUGGAGGGGGAGUGCAGGGAGGCGAAGGAGGAGGCGAGGGGGUUGUCGAGGCAGUUGAGGGGGUUGAUGGGGGGGAGGAGUGGGUCGGAGGAGGCGGAGGUGGAGAGUGAGAGGUGGGUGGAGGCGUGGAGGAGGAGGUGGGAGGAGAGGUGGGAGAGGGAGAGGAGGGGGGAGGGGGAGGAGGAGGAGGAGUUGGAGGAGGGUUGGGAGGAGUUUGGGGGAGUGGAGGAGUUGUUGGGGAAGAACAGGGUGUUGUGGAGGUUGGUGGGGGUGUUGAGGGGGGAGGUGAGGGAGGCGUGGGGGGUGAGGAGGGAGUUGUUGGAGGCGAGGGAGGCGUUGGAGGGGGUGGAGGAGAGGAGGAGGGGGUUGGAGGAGAAGCAGGGGGAGUUGGAGAGGACGGUGGAGAGUUUGCAGGGGAUGUUGAAGGAGAGGGAGGAGGAGUCGGAGGAGGGGGGGGGAGUGGAGGAGUUGAGGGAGUGCUGCGCGGAGUUGUGCGGGGAGGUGGAGAGGAUGAGGAGGGAGAGCGAGGAGUUGAGGAGGGGGGUGGAGGAGGGGAGGGGGAGGGAGGAGGAGUUGGAGAGGCGUUUGAAGGGUUACGUGGAGUGUUGCGAGGCGAGGGAGAGUCAGUGGCGCGAGUUGGAGGGGAGGUUGGAGGAGGCGAGGGAGUUGGUGAGUCGAUACGAGGAGGAGUUGAGGGUGCAGGAGGGGAGGGUUCGGGAGAGUGAGGGGACGAGUCGGAGGUGGGAGGAGCGUUGGAGGGUGGCGAGCAGGGAGCAGGAGUUGGCGUUGGCGGGGUUGGAGGAGGCGAGGAGGGAGUUGGAGAGGGUGAGGAGCGAGAGGAGUUCGGUGGAGGUGUUGUCGAGGGAGAUAGGGGAGGUGUUGUCGGAGAGGCGGGAGUGGGUGGAGGGGCAGAGGAGGGAGUACGAGGAGAGGGUGAGGGAGGCGAGGGAGGCGAUGGAGGGGUUGAGGGGGAGUUUGGAGAGCGAGGUGAGGGAGGAGGCGAGGAGGAGGGAGGAGGCGGAGGGGAGGGCGAGGGAGGCGGAGGAGAGAGUGAGGGAGGCGGAGUGGAGGAGCGAGAGGGCGGAGAGGGAGUUGGAGGAGUUGAGGGAGGAGAAGCGGAGGUGGGAGAGUCGGGGGGGGGAGAGGUGGGCGGAGAUAGAGGUGGAGGAGUUGAGGGAGAAGCAGGAGUUGGUGGGGGAGAGGUUGGAGGAGUACAGGCGUUUGUUGGAGGAGAGGGAGAGGCAGGUGGAGAGGCUGAGGGGCGAGUUGGAGAGGUUGAGGAGGGAGUUGGAGGGGCGGGUGGAGGAGAGGGAGAGGGAGGUGGAGGGGUUGAGGAGGGAGGUGGAGGAGUUGAGGAGGGAGGUGGAGGAGGGGAGGGUGGAGAGGGAGGGGUUGGAGGCGGCGAGGGGGGGGUUGGAGGAGGAGUUGAGGGAGAGGGAGGCGGAGAGGGGGAGGAUGGAGGAGGAGUUGAGGAGGGUGAGAGGGAGUUGCGAGGGGUUGGAGAGGGAUCGGGGUUGUUUGGAGAGCGCGGUGAGGGAGAUGAGGGAGGGGUACGAGAGGCAGGUGGUGGAGUUGGCGAGUGCGUUGGAGAAGUGGAAGUUGGCGAGGAAGGAGUUGGAGGAGGCGGAGAGAGAGGCGGAGGGUGCGAGGAGGGAGUGCGGGAGGUGCCGGACGGAGUUGGAGGCGGUGAGGUUGGAGAGCGAGAGGAGGGUGGAGGAGUUGGAGAGGAGGGUGAGGGAGGAGGAGAAGAUGAGGGAGGAGGGGAAGAGGGUGAUGGGGGAGUUGGUGAAGGAGGUGAAGAAGUUGAAGUUGGAGGAGAAGUACUGGAGGGAGCAGGAGUUGGGGAGGAGGGGGGAGGAGAGUUGGGUGGACGGGUUGCGCGUGGACGAGAGCGAGGGUGGGUUGGUGUUGGUGGAGGGGGGUGGUGGGAGUUCGGUGUCGUCGGUGUGCGAGGUGAACGCGUGGUUGAAUCGGGAGUGCGAGGCGAUGUUGAGGAGGUUGCACGAGCAGACGCAGAAGGUGGCGGAGUGGAAGGAGAGAGCGGAGUGGUACCGGGAGCAGAUGAGUCGGUACAAGGAGAGGGUGGAGGAGCAGGAGGGGGAGUUGGUGAAGGCGAGGUGCGAGUUGGUGCAGGGUGGUGGGUCGUGCACGGAGCAAGAGCCGUUGAGUUUGUCGGGCGCGCUGAGCCAGGUGAACUUGUUGCGCGAGAGCAACGCGAUGUUGCGGUUGAGGUUGGAGGAGGCCGAGAAGCGGCAGGAGGCGUCGGAGAGUCGCGUUAGGGAGUUGGAGGGCAAGGUUGAGCCGUGCGAGCGGUCGGAGAGGGAGUUGUCUCAGCUGAACGAGAUGCUGAGUGGGAAGUGCGAGAGGUUGGAGGAGGCGUGCGCUCGGUGGCAGAAGAGGGCGACGGAGCUGAUUAGCAAGUACAAGAAGGUGGAUUUGACGGUGUACGAGCAGUUGCAGGGUCGCGUGGAGUUGCUCCAGGCGGAGAAGGAGUCGCAGGAGCGAAGGCAGCGGGAGCUGGAGGGCCGGGUGAAGGAGCUGGAGGCGGAGCGCGCGCAGCACAAGAGGCAGGCGAAGCAGUGGUCGAGGCAGGAGGAGUCCCAGGCGGCUCGGAUUCGGGAGCUGUCGCAGGAGCUGGACGAGUCGAAGGAGAGGGCGUGCGCGACGAAGUGGAGCUUGGACGAGCUGGAGGGCCGCGUGGCCGAGUUCGAGAAGCGAGUGCAGAAGCUGGACGGCGAGAAGAAGCAGGCGAUUUUGGUGAUAGAGGACUGGAGGAAGAAGUACGAGAAGAAGAGGGAGUCGCUGAAGCGCGUGGAGCUCAGGCUGGCGGAGUCGAAGAAGGAAGGGGCGGCGCUGAGACAGGCGCUGGAGGAGAAGGAGAAGGAGUUCGCGGACUGUAAAGUGAGGUCGGGGAAAGAAAGACCCGCGGAGACGGACGCGGACUCAGUGAGAGACAGCGAGGCGCUGGAGUCGGAGGGAGUUGAGUUGUUGGAGCGAGGCGCAUUGAUGAUCCCCGACGCCGUGGUGCGGCUUCUUCUGAGCAAGAAGCGCCAUUUGGCGGAGUUGCUCCAGCGAAAGUACGAGCUCCUGAAGCUCAAGUCUGAAAAAGCGGGAAAAAAAGAAGGAAUCACCGAGCCCGAUCCGCACGCAGAGUGCCAGAGCAUUGAAAGCGACUCCGCUCACGCGGAGGACGACACGGUGGCCUGAGAGGGCAC
This is a messenger RNA of Schistocerca gregaria, 4571 nucleotides long. Its product is annotated as trichohyalin-like. The transcript is spliced from 4 exons. Lineage: Eukaryota; Metazoa; Arthropoda; Insecta; Orthoptera; Acrididae. Gene Ontology annotation, biological process: mRNA export from nucleus. The coding region runs from base 16 to 4563 and encodes 1515 amino acids. The record is from RefSeq and is a predicted model, not a curated record. Gene Ontology annotation, molecular function: structural constituent of nuclear pore. Gene Ontology annotation, cellular component: nuclear pore.